Schizophyllum commune H4-8 is the source of this 711-nucleotide messenger RNA. RefSeq lists its product as uncharacterized. The transcript is spliced from 2 exons. Lineage: Eukaryota; Fungi; Basidiomycota; Agaricomycetes; Agaricales; Schizophyllaceae. Bases 230 to 637 code for a protein of 135 amino acids. Gene Ontology annotation, molecular function: carbon-sulfur lyase activity. The record is from RefSeq and is a predicted model, not a curated record.
CCGAGGCCGAAUAGGCUGACAAACCCUGCCACGGCGUGCGUCUUCCAAGUGAAUCGAAUCGAUCUGGCGUUGCUGCGUUGGGACCCACCCGAUAUCCCCGGUGUAAGUAGUGGGUCGACUGCGUAUAUAACUGAGAUCUUGCAGCUGGUCAUGGCAUCGACUCGUCCGACGAUAGACAUCGGACCAUCGAACACCUCAGCGCUCGAAUCGCCCAAACUUUAGCGUCAACAUGUACACGGGAAGCUGCUUCUGCCGCGCCGUACGCUAUUGCUACGAUGGCGAGCUCGCGCCUACUGCCCUCUGCCACUGCCUCGACUGCCGCAAGAUCAGCGGCGGCGCCUUCAGUGUCAACCUCGUCGUCCCGAGCGACACCCUCCGCAUCACCUCUGGCGCGCCAAAGACCUAUACCUGCGUGGGCGGCUCGGGGAAGAAGGUCGUGAACACGUUCUGCGGGGACUGCGGCUCGACGCUGUGGCGGGAGAUGGAUCUGAAUCCGGGGAGGAGGGUGCUGAAGGUGGGGACGUUGGACGAUGCGGGGGCGUUGCAUAAGUUGAAGCCGGGGGCAGAGUUGUUUACGAAGAGGAGGGCGGAGUGGUUGACGGAGCAGCCGGGGUCGGUGCAGAAGGAGGCGUUGUAAUUUCGUAGACACUCCAAGUAAAAGCCUAUGAUGAAACAAUCAGAGAACCUUGGACAUCAGGGCUACUACGCGCU